UGGCAUACUUAGCCGAUAAAAUGUGAAGUUCUGGUUUAUGAGUCACGAGUUGCAAUGUAAGCGGAAUGAUGGAUGUUCAAGUGAACGAGCCGAACAAAUGGCAUCGUGGGGGUCUCUUGUGUACUCUUAACAGAAGCUUUCGGCUGGCCAGUGGCAGAUCCAAAAACGCUCAUACUGAAAACAGACCAACUAUAAGCUUUCCUGAGAUGUCCUCGACGGGUCUAAAUGCGUGUAGCGAUGGCGAGAGCGCGCUGAGGCCGCUUGAGAUCGUGGCGCCGCGCAUCGACACCUACCGGUUCUCGAUGGCCAACCUCGAGGAGACGCACGACGCGGACCUCGACGCCAUCCUGGGCGAGCUCUGCGCGCUCGACUCCGAGUACGACGAGGAGAUAUCGAGGGUCUCUUCAGGGUACUCGUCGAGCAGCAAGGGCGAGGGGCCGGGCUGCACGCGCCGGCCGGAGUGCAAGGACGCCUGCGACGGCGCCGCCGUGCCCCGGACCGACUCGCCCGACAAUGACUCCGCCUUUAGUGAUACUGUUUCAAUGCUGUCGAGCGAAUCCUCGGCGUCGAGUAGUGCCAGUGCAAAAUGUAAAGCGAUGAAACUCAAUUUACAUCAAGAUCAAAAGAACGCAAGUUUCCAACAGAAGGCGGAUAAGAUAAAGCUGGCGUUGGAGCGCAUGCGCGAGGCGAACAUCAAGAAGCUGUUCAUCAAGGCGUUCUCUACGGACGGGUCGUCGAAGAGCCUGCUGGUGGACGAGAAGAUGAGCUGCGGCUACGUGGCGCGCCUGCUGGCCGACAAGAACCACGUCUGCAUGGAGCCCAAGUGGGCCGUGGUCGAGCAGCUGCCCGACCUGCACAUGGAGCGUGUGUAUGAAGACCACGAGAUGUUAGUGGAUAAUUUAAUGUUAUGGACAAGAGAGUCGAAAAAUAAAAUAUUAUUCGCCGAGAGGCCAGACAAAAUAUCAUUGUUUCAAACUCCGGAGAAGUUCCUUUUAUCGGAGGAUGACAGAGGCUGGUCAAGCGAGCACGAUGAGCAUUCGCGACAAGUGAUCUUGGAAGAAUUCUUCGGGCAGAGCGGCGCGGCGAGCAGCACGGCGCCCUCCGUGUCGGGCCACCCCGUGCCCCCCAUGGAGGGCCCGCUCUACCUCAAGAGCGAUGCCAAGAAGGGCUGGAAGAAGUACCACUUCGUCCUCAGACCUUCCGGUCUCUACUAUUCGCCGAAGGAUAAAGUGAAGACGCUGAAGGAGCUAGUCUGCUUAGCGACUUUCGACACGAACGAAGUUUACUUAGGAUUGAAUUGGAAGAAGAAGUACAAGUCGCCGACCGACUACUGUUUCGCCAUCAAGCACCCGAGGCUACAACAACCAAAGAGUGUUAAGUUUAUUAAGUUCCUGUGCGCGGACGACCAGCGGACGCUGGAGCGAUGGGUCACCGCCAUGCGGAUAGCCAAGCACGGCAGGCAGCUGCUGGAGAACCACCGCUCGCUGGUGGAGGAGCUCACGCAGGAGGACCUCGACCACCUCGCGCACGCGCGCUCCUGCUCGAUAACGUCGAUCCCCACGAAGACGGGCGGCGCGGCGGCGGCGGGCGCCAGCAGCCCCGCACAGGCCUGCAGCAUCUCGAGCAACGCCAGCGUCGCCAACUCCGACAUCAGCAGUGGCAGGCACUCGCGCGCCUCGUCCUCCAGCUCGAGCGGCUGCCUGUCCGACGGCGGCACGGCCUCCGAGAGCGCCUUCGACUGCGAGUUCCCUAUGGGAACGAUAAAGCGCAAGCCAUCGAUGAAGCCGAACAUCCCGCUGACGUGGAUGACGCGGCAGCUGAAGGAGAUGGCGGAGACGGAGGCGGCCGAGGCGGGGGGCGGCGACGGCGGCACGCUCACGCGCACGCCCCGCGCCGCGCGCGACGACUCCACGCUCAAGCGCCGCCACCACAUGAAUUCCUCAGAGAGUGCAAUUUAUGGCAGAGCGACACUGAUGAACAGCCCGGCUCGGGACGAGCCAGCGUCCCCGGGUUACGGCAUCUACGAGAGCAUCCCUCGGGACGCCGCGCCGGCCGCCGACGCCGGCUCCUCGCUAUACGGAUACGCCGGCCUGUACAAGCCGGCCGCCGACGACCUGCCCCCGCCGCCCGCGCUCGAGCCUGACGCCAUGUUCAGCUCCACGCUCAGCCUGGACUCGCUGCCGCCGCCCCCGCCGCCGCCCGACCCCGUGGAGGACCUCUCCGGCUCGCAGCUCAGCCUACCUCCGCCGCCGCCCGAGCACACCAUAGACACUCAGCCGGGCCGCGUGCACGACAUCGUCAACCAGCUGACUUCGCAUCAGAUCGAGCAGACCGGCCGGGCGGGCCUGUCGCGAGCCAACUCCCGGAACUCCGACCUGAGCCGCUCGUUCCCGCGGCAGCCCUCCCUAGACAGCGUCAGCUCCGGCACGUCGCGCACAUCCUCCCUGCAUUCCGAUAAGAGCAUCUACGGACAACAGAACGUCGCGUACGGUGCAUGUCUAGCUGAACUUCAAAACAAGAAGUUGAGUAACGGCAGUCCCUCCAUUCAGAAGAAAAUUCUAGCGGAGCCGACGAAGGAACGCACGGGCUCAAUGAAGAAAGUGAAUUUCUCCGACGAUUUGCCGACGUGCACCACCGACUCCGCGAAAAAGAACAAGAAAAUCACGUUCAACUUGAAAGACGCACCGCCACCGUCGCCGCGCAAGCCGCCCCCUCCGAAACGCAACGAAAGCACGCGACUGUCGUCUCCUAAGAAGUUAGCAGAUUCCAACAGCAACCCGCCCAAAGAAUUCCUUAAAGAUCUGCAACGCGUAAUGAGAAAAAAAUGGCAGGUCGCUCAAAAGUGUAAGUUGGAACCCGCGACGACACCUCACGAAGUACUGGGCUUCCGAGAAUAUCCCCUGUCGGAAGACUACAAAGAGACGAGCGUAUCGAUGUGGGUGCAGGAGCAUUACGGGAGCACGGUGGAGGACCCGUUCUACGAGAACGUGUACGGGCGCGAGGCGAGCUCGGCGCCGCGGCGCGAGGAGCCCAGGCCCAUCAAGAAGCGGCCGCCGCCCGCGCCGCCGCGCCGCAGCGACUCCACGCACCUCUCCUCGCACCCGCUGCCCUCCGCCGUGCACCCCUCCGCUUGAAACCUGCUGUGGCGCGCGUGCUGCUGGCUGUGGACGGGCCGGCCGCCCGCCGCCGACGCCGAUGACGCGCACGAUCAUAUCACUACUCGACACUACUGUGAUAGCUUCAACGGUUCCGCUAGUACAGCUGACGGUGAAGGCCGUGCGUGAUGUCGUUUUUAUAUAGUGUAUAACGUAUGGGCGAACAUUUCAGACGUUCAGGUCAAUGCUUUAGUUUUUCUGUUUUUUAUUGAAUAGUUAAAAUUGUAACAUUUACACUACUGACUACUAAAUGUAGUGUGGCUCUGGGUGUUUAGGAGUAAUUAAGUAAGUCACCGACGAGUGUACGUAUGCCUAUUAUAGUAACAAAUUUUAUUAUGAUCAUAUUUCAAGUAGAUAAGGAACCGAUAUUACUGUUAGUACCAAACUGUGCGAGCACAUGUCGUGUCCAAUAAAUCGUUUGCAAGGUAUGUUAAGCGCGUUUAGUGAUAGCGUGAAAUUUAAACAACUAAUGUAAGACGAGACAAAUGUGGUCUUAACUAAAUAAGUGUGCUAGUAGAAGCUUAUUAUUCUAUCUGCUAAAAGUAAUGUAACUAGGUAAUUUUCCAGAACAAGUUCUGACAAGAAAAGUGAAGACCAAUUUCGAUAUUAAAAUGUUAUUAUUUCGAAAAAUAUAAUAAAUAAUUUAUCGUAAUUUGAAAGGCGGUGCUAUUUUGAGAAGGUAUAAUGUAUUGUAGGUUAUUUGCAAGUCUACUUGUAAUAAAACUGUUUUUAAAAUGAGCUACCUAAUAUAGAUAGUUUUAAGCUCAAAAUAAUAUCUAAGUAUUUUUAAAACAUUUUAUUUAUUUAUUUAAAAAUUUAAUAACAUGACAGUUUAAUUUAUGUAAGACAGUUGGUUACAAGUGGACGGACAAAAUGGUUCAGGGCACGAGUCGGAGUUUUGUGUCAAUUUUUACUUUGUGUUCCUAGUGAAAAUAUAAGAUCGUUUGAAAAUCUUAGCAGAUUCACGUCAAGUCAGGAAAUAAUGUAUGUUAAUAAUGUUAUAUUUGAAUGAAAGGCGUCAUUUUACAAAUGUUAAAAGACACAGCCGGCAAGUGUAGGAGGUAAAGAAACUCCUGAUAGAUACGGUACAAUCGUAUUCAAAGACAGGUGCACUUAUAAGUGUACUCGACUCAAAUUGCUGGUACAAUUUGUAUUUAUUCGGAAGAAUGUGUUAGGUAAUUUGAAUUUGCUAUGUUAAUUUACGCUAAAUAUCCUGCAAUGUUAAAAUUGAACUCCGAACUAUCGGCAGCUCCUAUAGGACCGGAGUCGUGAUUUUUAUUUUAUUAGUUAUGCUUACAAAACUUAAUCUAACAGAGUAAAUAAUAGGUUUACCUACUCAAUCACAAUGUCUUGUAGUUAUUCCUUUUAAAUGUUCUAUUUUAUGCAAACCAGCCGGCGUAUCACGCUUCGAACUUUUUCACUUAUCCACGUGGAUAAGACGUCUGUCACUCUCACACUGACAUACUUGCCAAAGCGUGACGGAUACUUUAUCCACAUAGAUAAGUGAUAAAAUUGGAAGCAUAUAAUACGCCGGCAGAAAGCAGUUAAUAGUUUGUGUUGUAGUUGAAUUGUGGCAGCAUUAAUUAAGGAAAUCUACCAUUCCACUUAUAAGAACAUGAAGGAAAACAAUCUAUUCUUUCAUUUUGGUUUGAUCCGAGAACGUCAACCGGUUAAUUUAUAAAAAAACAUCAAUUAAACACUUGAGAAUAAUUAUUUCCUACUUACUCUUUUGAUAACUUACUUUUGAGUAUUGUACCUAGAUUAAAACAAAGAAUCGGAAAACAUUUUAAGGGUAGGUAUUAAAUUUGAAGAGAUUCUAUGUAUGACCUUGACAUUAGACGGCAAAUAAAAUAUAGAUACCUAACUAUUUAGUUAAUAAUUCCUAAUUUAGUGCCAUAAUUUAAACAUAUUUUGCGUUUUUUUGGCAAGGUGAUUCAUGUUUAUUUCGCUGAAUAAAAUAAAUAAUAUAAUUUAUAAGGACUAAUCUAUACGUUCAUACGAUUAUUUAUACGUCCCUACCGUAGUUGGCAAAAGUCACGUACCUACCGCCUUAUUUUAUACACGUUUACUCGUAUGACGUAUGCGGAAACAAAUCCUACACGUCAAAAGGACAAGAUGUAAAAAUAAAAAUAACUCCAAUAUCAUGAAGAUCUCAGUGUUGGCAUAAUGCGUUACUUAUUUAUUAUGUUCGGGCUGUGAUUUAUUUUUUGUGUCUGGCUUAGUUUCUGGUAUUGAAUUGUAUAAGUACCCCGUUAAACAAACUAAACUGAAGUGAAUGCUACUUGUGCAAAAUUUAAGAGAUUUCAUUCCACGGUAACACACUGUUUUAAUUUACGUUAUUGAUACGAUUUAUAUAAUUCUAAGGAAGUUAAGCGAUGAAUUUUCUCAGGCUAGACUGGAACUGGAAGUACAAAAAUAUACAUGUAUAGGUACAUAACCUCGGGUGAAUUUUACUUCGAUUACGAAAUUAUCGAUACUCUAAAUAUAUGUACGAAUUUUGCUAGUUCUAGUCUAGAGCUUAUCUUUUCAACAUUAUAGGUACCUAGUUCUUUAUCUAAUUAUUACAACCGGUCUGGCUCAGUCGGUAGUGACCCUGCCUGCUGAGCCGCGGUCCUGGGUUCGAAUCCCGGUAAGGGCAUUUAUUUGUGUGAUGAGCACAGAUAUUUGUUCCUGAGUCAUGGAUGUUUUC
This is a messenger RNA of Leguminivora glycinivorella, 5844 nucleotides long. RefSeq names its product amyloid beta A4 precursor protein-binding family B member 1-interacting protein (gene pico). Lineage: Eukaryota; Metazoa; Arthropoda; Insecta; Lepidoptera; Tortricidae. The record is from RefSeq and is a predicted model, not a curated record. The coding region runs from base 66 to 3134 and encodes 1022 amino acids. Gene Ontology annotation, biological process: signal transduction. The transcript has 13 exons.